This is a messenger RNA of Scophthalmus maximus (turbot), 4479 nucleotides long. RefSeq names its product protocadherin-10-like. The record is from RefSeq and is a predicted model, not a curated record. Gene Ontology annotation, cellular component: plasma membrane. Gene Ontology annotation, biological process: homophilic cell-cell adhesion. NCBI's taxonomy places the organism in Eukaryota, Metazoa, Chordata, Actinopteri, Pleuronectiformes, Scophthalmidae. Bases 286 to 3279 code for a protein of 997 amino acids. The transcript is spliced from 4 exons. Gene Ontology annotation, molecular function: calcium ion binding.
GGCUAUAUAGGCAGGAAAGAUUAUCCGAGCAGAUGUUGUUUCCCCUCUGCUGAAGUAGUAGGGCCAAUAAUAAACGCACACGCAGUCACACAAAACGCACGCUAAUCUGAGUAGCCCUUGCACAUCCCAGUCUCUCUCCUCUUUCCUCCCCAAGCAGACAGUCGCUGUUUCAGUCCCAUGGUCAAGUUUUUUCCCCCCACACUGCAUUUUGCGCAGUUGUGCUUUAAUCGUUUAUUGUGAGGUCCCUGUCGCUGGAGUGAGUUGCGGCGUCGCUUCAGCCUACAGAUGGACACACGAGGAAGGGAGAAAGGACCGUCUGGGAAAUGGCACGCAGUGUGCCGUUUGGCGCUGUUCACUUGCUUCUUGGACGCGGUCCGGGGACAGAUCCGCUACUCAAUCCCAGAGGAACUGGAGCACGGCGCGUUUGUUGGCAACAUUGCGGAGGACCUGGGCUUGGAUUUGGACAAGCUGUCCGCGCGCAGAUUCCGCAUAGUCUCGGGCGCCAAGAAGCAAUAUGUGGAGGUGAAUUUGGAAAACGGAGUUUUAUUCGUCAAUGAAAGAAUCGACCGCGAGGAACUGUGCGAGCAGAGUUUGUCCUGCUCUUUCCACUUGCAAGUAGUCAUUGAAAACCCUCUGGAGCUUUACAGGGUGGAAGUGGAAAUCUUGGACGUCAAUGAUAACUCUCCCGCUUUCCCGUGGACCGAGUUCAAUCUGGACAUAUCGGAGUCCGCUGCGCCUGGGUCCCGUUUCCCUCUGGAGAGCGCGCAGGACUUGGACGUCGGGUCCAACUCGCUGCGCACCUAUCUGCUGAGUGUAAACGAGCAUUUCCUCCUGGACAUACAGACGCGCAGCGAUGGCAGUAAAUUUGCAGAGCUCGUCCUGCAAAGCCCACUGGACAGGGAGCAGCAGGGUGCGCAUCAAAUGGUCCUAACAGCGGUGGACGGAGGCGCGCCGGAGCGAUCCGGCACUGCGCAAAUUGACAUCACCGUUUUGGAUGCGAACGACAACGCGCCCGUGUUCGAUCAGUCGUUCUACAGAGUGCGACUGGCGGAAAACGCGCCCAAAGGCACAGUUGUCAUCAAACUCAACGCGUCCGACCUGGACGAGGGUCCCAACGCUGACAUCACCUAUUCGUUCAGCGGCCACGCUCCCAUCAAAGUGCGCCAGCUCUUCAGCGUGGAUUCGCGCACGGGGGAAAUCAAAGUCAAGGGAGUGAUUGAUUACGAAAAGGCCAGGAUGCACGAAAUUUACGUGCAGGCCAAAGACAAAGGGCCCUCCGCCGUGGCGGUCCACUGCAAAGUGCUGGUGAACGUUUUGGAUAGAAACGACAACGUCCCGGAGGUGAUCCUGACCUCAGUGUCCACACCUGUGCAGGAGGACGCGCCCCCGGGCACGGUGAUCGCCGUCAUCAGCGUGAUGGACAAAGACUCGGGGGAAAACGGGAAUGUGGACUGCGAGAUUCCCAAUCAGGUUCCCUUCCAGCUCCACUCCUCCUUUAAGAACUACUAUACACUAGUGACCAGCGACUUUCUGGACAGGGAGGCAGUGGCGGAGUACAACAUCACCCUCACCGCCAGAGACAUGGGCUCGCCACCUCUAUUCACUCGCAAAACUAUUUUAGUGCAGGUGUCCGAUGUGAACGACAACGCGCCUCACUUCAAACAGCCCUCGUACACGGUGUAUUUGACCGAGAAUAACGCACCGGGGGCAUCCAUCUGCGCGGUGGCUGCCCAGGACCCAGAUUCCGGUCAGAACGCGUACCUCUCGUACUCUAUAGUGGAAGGCGACAUUCUGGGCAUGUCGGUGUCCACGUACGUCUCCGUGAACUCGGACAACGGGAACAUUUACGCACUGCGCUCCUUCGACCACGAACGGCUGAAAAGCCUCCAGAUCACCGUUCGGGCGCAGGACGCCGGUUUCCCGCCCCUGAGCAGCAACGUCUCGGUGAACGUCUUUGUUUUGGAUCAAAACGACAACGCGCCCGUGAUCGUGGCGCCGGUGCCGGUGCCGCGGAACGACACGGCGCCCGGCGAGGCGGUGCCCAGAUCCGUGGACCCCGGGUACCUCGUCACCAAAAUCAGCGCGGCGGACGCGGACGCGGGCCAAAACUCGCGUCUCUUCUACCAAAUGCUCCAAGCGACGGACCCGAGCUUGUUCAGCGUCGCCCUGUACACGGGCGAGAUCAGGACGAUGCGGCCGCUGACGGGGGAGGACGCCACGAGGCACAGACUGGUCAUCCUGGUGAAGGACAAUGGUCAACCAGCGCUCUCGGCCACGGUUUCCAUCAUCCUGUCAGUGGUUGACAGCCUGCCAGAUUCGCGGCCCGAUUUGGAUGACCUGUCACUAAUCCCACAUCACAGCUCCCACUUCGCCCUGUACUUAAUCGUGUCCCUGGGCGCAAUCUCCUUCACAUUUCUGGUGGCUAUUAUUGUCCUGGUUGCAGUGCGGAGACUGAAGGGCAGGCCGUCCGACAGGGAGUCCAACUUCCCCUCCGUCGGCGGCGGCGGCGGCUGCUGCUGCUGCUGCCGCCCUCGCUCGGAGGCGCCCACCGCCACAGAGAUGUUCAAAAAGACCAACUUAAACGUCCGGAUGUCCGCGGGCGCGUCCGGCUGCGCAGAGGCCAGCGGCAACGGCGCCCUGCCGCAGGUCUACUGCUAUCAAAUGUGCCUCACGCCGGAAUCGUCCAAAAGCGACUUCAUGUUCCUGAAGCCGUGCAGCCCGGUGAUGUCGGUCCAGCAGAACAACGCCAAGAGCACGGACUACCUGACCUCGGGCUGGAGCGCACUGGACCGCAACGAGCUGACCAACAACAGAGCAGCAACUCCAAACGAGCUCAAGUAUUCAAACAAGGACUGGACUUUGACCAAGAACCAACGCAACUCGGCAUACAAGAGGUACAGUUCAGCAAACAUGGAGGGCACUCUUUCACGUCAACAGAAAUACGAUGCUGAUGGGUUCUCCUGCUCCUUGGCACCGCAGUACUGGACGUGGGGAAACCAUAUGAAAGACUGCAAGAUUUCUCUCCAGGAGGAGGCGGCUCCCAACUACUCGUGGACUCCUCAGUACACGCAGCCCCACUCUGAACCGCCCGACUACCAGCACAACGUGUACAUCCCCGGCACCACGUCCGGCUACAGCACCCUGAAGCUGGCGCCCAGGGGGGACCUGGACGUGUACAACACCUUCUCCACAUUCGGGAAGAAGAAGAGAUUCAUCUCGAGCUACGAACAAUCUUUCGACGGAGACGAUGGUCUCAUAAGCAACCCCAUCUUUAAAUGAUGUGCCGCCUGUGUUGUGUAUUCUGCGUGCGACACGUGUGCCAUGUACAAGUUCUAAUGCAUAGCUAUAAAUGUGAAGCCUGACAGACUGUACUUCUCCUUUUUCCCAGUUGAAUUCAAUGCCACUCCAUGCAACGAGUAUAAUACUUCAAUUAAAAUUCUCCAAGUGCUCUCCGAGUAGCAAAGAUGGACUUUUUAAGACAAGAGAGCAAUGUGGGCCGUGAAGUGGAACACCAGGAGAAAGUUGUUGUUUUUGUUCUCCUUUCUUUCCCAGCAGCAGUGACCUUGGGUAAAUGGGAUUUGAUUUGUUUGGAGGCCGCUGGUUCUCACUAAAGUUAUGGCCAAUGUUUAGUACGAACAAGGAUUAGGAGUUUCAGCGGUUUAGUGUCCAUUACACAAAGGUCGUCCAGAUACCAUGUCCCUUUUGUGUAGAUACGUCUUUAUGAUGUGUACAGGGACAAUUGUACUAAGUGUAUGCUGCUGUGAAAGUCAUGAACCUAAAUAUGCUAGCAAUAAACUUUAUAUUUCACAGCUCUCAGAGUAGAGGUUUCUAUCGAGAAACCUGUGGAAAGAAAAAGAAACAUCAACAUGCAACAACAAAGCAUCUUUGUGCCCGUUGUUAUUCACAAGUAGAUCAUAAAUGGAUGAUCGAACUGUUAUGCUCUUAUCAGCUAGUUUUCUAUCAUCAUCAUCAUCAUCAUCAUCAUCAUGCUUGGGUGCAUUCAGUGACAUGUUUAAAAAGGCUGAAUGUAAUCCACAGGCACAAUACACAACCAAUAGAGAGGAAAUUAGGAGAUUUGUUUGAAAUACAAUAACAAAUGUACAUGUACAUUAAAAUGCAACCUUGUAGCUUCAGGGAGUGUGACAAGGAAAAGCAUUGUCUGCCUUGGUUCGAGCAGUUGCCUCAAUGAACGCACCAAUCAGGUGUGUGAUUAUAUGACUUAAAAUAAUUGUUGAUGACAUUUAGAAGGACAAUAACACGGGUGACAUGAUGCCGCCCCUGUCGGGUUCCCGCAAACAACGCACAUCUCUUUGCUUAUUUUAUUUUUAAGACACAAGUUUCAAACACUGGUACAGAUGCGUAUUCACCAUAGAGUCUGAUUUUCAUGGCUACACAUGACUGCACAGUCAAUCCAAUAAUCUCUCUGUAUGCAGUGUAUCCUUAGUUAUGAUAUCAAUAAAUAUUCCCUGAACUCUGAAA